Molecule: messenger RNA, 2678 nt
Organism: Aedes aegypti (yellow fever mosquito)
Lineage: Eukaryota; Metazoa; Arthropoda; Insecta; Diptera; Culicidae
Gene: tun
Product: protein N-terminal glutamine amidohydrolase
Exons: 5
Coding region: 1148-1780 (210 amino acids)
Cellular component (GO): cytosol; nucleus
Molecular function (GO): protein-N-terminal glutamine amidohydrolase activity; protein-N-terminal asparagine amidohydrolase activity
Source: RefSeq, a predicted model, not a curated record
AUAAUACAUUUUCCUCUGUGACCGCAAGCAGACAGGAGUUUUCCUUUGAGUGGUGAGGAACCGCCUGGUUCCUAACUAGUAUAAAAAACCAGCAUAGCAAAAAAAAAAAAAAGACUUGCUAUAGUGGCGGAGAGUAUCCCAUGCAAAUCCCAUUUCCCCGUGAUCCUUGUUUUGCGAGUUAGCCCCCCAUUUUCCGACACUGAUGCUGGUGGAAGCUGUCCGAGAUCCAUCCGAGUGCUGCAGUGAUGAGAAAGACGGUGAUAGUAAAAAUAAGUGAAUCUUCGGAAAAUUUAUGAAUACUGAAAAGGGAAUUUCUGCGAAAUCUUUCAGGAGGACAUAGUAGUGAAGUGGUGAUUGAAUAGGGAUAGCUCUAGAUAGAAUUUCAAAUUUGAUUUAUAGUGGUCAUAGAAAGGUUUAUUUGACAAGUUUUGUGGAGUGCUGAAAAGUGUUUGGAAAAGAUUAUGAAUGGUAAAAUCUGCAGAUGUGUAUUGUAAAGUGAUUUUAGUAGAUAGACGCCCUUUAUUUAAAUGAUCCUCUCAUAAAUUCUGAUGUCGAGCGAUACAUAAAACAUCAACACUGAAAUCGUUAGUUGUUACAUUUCAAUGUGCGUACCAAUUCGUUUCUAUUCAAAAAUGUUUCUAUCGAUGUGAUAAAAAUAUUGUGCUCAAAAGAUUCUUCCUUUCAUCUACGUAGUAAAAAGUGGAUUAGCUAAAUAUAGAAAGCUAUGCAUCAGCAAUACUAAGUUCUGCGACUCGAAUACAAAAAAUGAAAUAAAAAUUAUGAGUGUUAUCAAAUGCAGUCGGGACAUUUAGUCAAGAUAUUUAAAUCUUGUUGGCCUCAUUUUUGAAAAUCAGUACAACUCAUCGCUGAAACAAAUUCCUCCUGACCCACGGAUACGAAUAAAUGUGUGAUUGUGUUAAGAGCUCUGACCUGUAUCUAUUACCAUCAAGAGUUUUUGUCAGUAAAGUCGUCGCAAGGAUCAUCACAGAGAGCGUGAGUGUAAUCGAGUAAAACAAAAAAAAGAGCGAACAACGAGAGUGAGCUUUUCCCGAGAAGAGCUGUUGUUGCGUUUGGCUGCGGAUAUUCGUCAGGAGAAACAGCAACAACUAACAACAAGAUCAUCAACACCACCAAAAAGGAGGCGAAAAUGUCGGCAAACGAUGCAAACUUUAUGUUGUUCUCCAGCAUUAAUGAUUGUUCCUACGUUUCGUGCUACUGCGAGGAAAAUGUGUGGAAACUGUGUGAGCAGGUGAAGAAGACACAUCCGGCUGAGCUGUCGAAAUGCUACGCCGUGUUCGUGUCGAACGAGAGGAGAACGGUGCCCCUGUGGAGACAGAAAGCCGGUCGCGGUGACGAGAAGCUGGUGAUAUGGGACUACCACGUGUUCUUCAUGCACAAUCCAUCGCCGAACCGGUGUCUGGUGUUCGACAUGGACACCACGUUACCCUUUCCGACCUAUUUCCACAAGUACGUUACGGAAACGUUCCGCUCGGACUAUGCGGUGACGCCCGAGCAUCAUAGGUUCUUUAGAGUAAUACCUGCCGAAAAAUAUCUAGCGGAAUUCUCGUCCGACCGGAGACAUAUGCGCAGACCGGAUGGAUCCUGGAUAAAGCCGCCACCGUCGUAUGCACCCAUCCAAACUACCACCAACACGCACAGCCUGGAUGACUUCAUCUGCAUGAAACCCGGCAAAGGGCCCGGCAGUGUGUACGACCUGCUGCAUUUUGUGCAACAGUUUUACAAACCACCCGACAGGAAUAUCACCAAAACGCAGAACUAAAUUACGCUUACGGUAGGUGGUGUGCUCGGUGACAGUGACUGCCUCACUAUUUGCUGUUUAUGCUCCUGUUUCUACUGUUGUUGUUGCCGCUGCUGUUGCUGUACCCGCAACUGUUGGUCAUCGGUCCUGCUGCUAUCGCCACUGUCACCGCUACUGGUGGAAUGUGUAAUAAUUACGAGCAGGCAUUUGUUACGGUGGAUGUUUUCGUUGGUGGUAGGUUCAAUAAUUUACGUAUGGUCCGCCGUGCGGUGAUUGGACGGUAGCAUUCGAUCCGGGCGGAAAAUGACCUGCAGCUUUCUGGCGAUCUGUAUGGUGCAUCAUCAGUUUUUUCGUACGAAACCGAACAAUACGGAGGCAGUUUUUAUCACCGAGAGAGAUAUACGUAGUGUAGCAAGAAUUACAAUUCAUAGUUUAACGAAUACGAACGGAAAUAACAAGAGCAUGUGCAUAGCAAAUAAAAUUCAACAUUUUAUGAGUAAACUAAUUCAAUGUAUGCGCGUCCAAAGAACAAAACAUGCAAAGGUUUGAAGUCAUAUUUGAGCGUAUGAUUUUAAGUGUUAUGAAUUUAUUAUUAAUCUAGAAGGGAUUAUCAAUCCUAUUGAGUAUAAAGAGCUGAGAAACAUAGAAACAAAUAUGAGAUCCGAGAUAUUAUACAACAAAAUACAAAGUUAAGUAAUGAAGAUUAAAUCAGCGAACAUGAUUGUUGCAUUUAUAGAUAAAAACAAACUCGAAGGGCUAAUUAUCUGUUGAACUAAAACUAACGAAAGAGAAUGAAUUGAAGUACGAACAAGACACAUUUUUCCUCCUUUAAUGCACAAAACUUAACAUAUUGUGAUUAUAUCUACCCAAGAGAACAAAACGGAGGUCGACUAAGGCGACACAUUGUGCGGAAACAUAA